Molecule: messenger RNA, 2758 nt
Organism: Oenanthe melanoleuca
Lineage: Eukaryota; Metazoa; Chordata; Aves; Passeriformes; Muscicapidae
Gene: NPHP1
Product: nephrocystin 1
Exons: 20
Coding region: 654-2621 (655 amino acids)
Biological process (GO): protein localization involved in establishment of planar polarity
Cellular component (GO): cilium; cytoplasm
Molecular function (GO): protein binding
Source: RefSeq, a predicted model, not a curated record
GGGGAAGGACAGCAUCCUUCUGUUGCUGCCUGCCGGCUGGACAGCAUCCCUGGAAUAGCAGAACUUCUCUUGUGCCCUUCACACGGCAAGAUCCCAAACUGUGUCAGACUAGCCCAACAAAGAACAGAGGAUAUGCAAACAGCGAUCCCAAACUGUGCCAGACUAACCCAACAAGGAACCGAGGAUCUGCAAAUAGUGAUCCCGAGCAUGGAAUGGGCUGCCCAGGGAGGUUUGGAGCUCCGUCCCUGGAGGUGUCCAAGGAACAGCUGGACGUGGCGCUCAGUGCUCUGGGCUGGGUGACGAGGUGGGGAUCGGGUUGCAUUCGGUAGUCUCGGAGGUCUUUUCUAACCUCAGCGAUUCCAUGAUUCUGGGGUUCCCGUGUUUCAAAGGGUUGUGUGUGCUUGUCCAGCUCUAAGCCUGCUGCUCUGCCCUUGAGGGAAGCGCUGCCAACACAAUAAACUAGCAAAAGUCAUCGCAUGGUGCUCCUGGGUGUUUAUUUCUGGAAUAAAUGCGCAAACGUGCCUUAGGGGCACAUGUAACAAGUCCCAUUAUGGCCGUGCGUGGGGACAAUUAAAUGGUGAAAGACCGGCUGGGUGAACGAACAAGUGAAAUAAAGGAGUAAGAAUUCCUCCUGGCACUUUGGAUAAGGAAUUAUGAAGGUGGAGGCGCUGCGGGCCGAGAGCGCGGCUGCGACCCCCGGGCAGCGGGAGGAGCUUUGGCUGAGAUGUACACAGCUGAAGGAAUUGGUGGAGGAGAAUACAAAAGCUCUUCAUGCUUUGAAAAAAGCUGACGAGCCAGCACCUGUGGGGAAUUACAGCCAGAGGAAGGAAGAGGAAGAAAAGCUGUUGCUAAAACUCUCCCAGCAGCUGCAGAAACUCCUUCUUGUCCUGGAUCAGGAUAAUGUGACAAAGAAUUAUGCAGGGGAUGAGGAACAACAGAAAGGUGCUCAUGCAGAAGAGGGAAAUGAAGAAGAGGAGAGUGAAGAUGAAGAAAGUGAGGAGGAAGACACUGAAGAAGAAGAAGAAGAUGAUGAGGAGAAGCUGUUGGAUGAUCCAAAUGUUAGAGAAUGUGUUGCUGUUGGAAACUUUGAUGCCCAGCAGGAAGGGGAUCUCACAUUUGUGAAAGGUGAAAUCCUGCUCAUACAUGACAAGAAGGCGGAUGGCUGGUGGGUAGCUGAAAAUUCCAAGGGGGAGAGAGGCCUCGUUCCCAGGACCUACCUGGCGGUUCCUAAAGAAGAGGAAGAAAGCCAGGAGGAGUCAGAAGAACACAUAGAGGUGGUGGAUGAAACAGCAGAUGGAACUGAAAUUAAAAAAAGAACAGAUUCCCACUGGAGUGCUGUCCGAGCCAUUGCAGAGAAUGACACUGUGGAGGUGCUGACCACCACAGGGGCAGUUCCUGCAGGAUUCCGCCCAUCCAUGCUUUUCCAGCUCCUGCAGGAAGGUGAAGAGUUUCGAGCAAGUCACUAUUUGCAACCUGAGCUUACCCCAUCCCAGCUGGCUUUUAAAGACUUGGUGUGGAACUCUGAGAAAAAUACUAUCCAUCCCAGACCCACCAGAGUGUCCCUGAUUGUCACUUUAUGCAGCUGCAAGAUGAUCCCUCUGCCUGGGACUGGUGUGCGGGUCCUCAGCCGGCACGUCCGGCUCUGCCUCUUCGAUGGCAGCCGGGUGCUGAGUAACAUCCACACAGUGAGAGCUACCUGGCUGCCUAAAAAUCCUCAAACUUGGACCUUUUCUCCAAGGGUGAUGGGCAUCUUACCCAGCUUGCUUGAUGGUGACUCUUUUGUCAGGUCCAACUCCCUGUCUUCAGACAUUGGGAUAUUGUUUGAGCUUGGAAUCACAUACAAGUGCAAUUCAACAGGUGAAAGAGGAGAGCUGAGCUGUGGCUGGGCCUUUCUGAAGCUUUUCACUUCCAGUGGGAUUCCUGUUCCUUCCAAGAUGUAUGAGCUGGUCCUGAGUGGUGGAACUCCCUAUGAGAGAGGUGUUGAGGUUGACCCAUCAAUAUCAAGGAGAGCAGGCUCUGGGGUUUUCCAGCAGCUUCUGAGCCUCAGGAGACAGCCUGUGCUUCUGGUGAAAGUGAAGUCACCAAGUGUGCACUCAAAAGACAUCCUGAACUUUCUCCCUGAAACAUUAAUUGGGGGCAUGUGCUACAUCCAUCUCCUGGUGUUUUACCGGCAGAUCCUGGGAGAUGCCCUCCUGAAGGACAGGAUGAGCAUGCAGAGCACAGACUUGAUCUGCAAUCCUGUUUUAGCAACUUUCCCUCAACUCCUGGAUCAGCCAGACCUGAUGGAUGCACUUCGGAGUGCCUGGGCAGACAAAGAAAGAACAUUGAAGAGAAUUGAGAAGAGAGACCAAGAAUUCCUGAAGUCUGCGUUUGUCCUGGUGUACCACGACUCCGUGUUCCCUCUGCUGUGCUCCACCCUCCUCCCCAGCUACAGGUGGGCUGAGGAAGAGGUGGAAAUGGCCCGCUGGAAGGUGAUCCAUGACUUCCUGAAAAGGAGCCAGGAGAAGGAUGGUGCACUGGAGUACCUGCUGUCAUCAGAGAACACCCACAGAGCCUUUGACAUCUCAGAGCUGGCCUAUGACUUCUUAGGAGAAACAAGGGAAAACAAUCCUGGAGAAUGAACAAUUCAGGCUUUUCUAAGGACGUGGUAACAAGAAAAUUAAAUUCUUACCAAAGAGGUUAUGUAGGAUCUGAAUGGUAAUGGGUAUUUUAGCACAAUCAAGAUGUUGAGAGAAAUUAAAAUUAUUUUAUCCGUUUA